Molecule: messenger RNA, 2614 nt
Organism: Cuscuta epithymum
Lineage: Eukaryota; Viridiplantae; Streptophyta; Magnoliopsida; Solanales; Convolvulaceae
Source: the annotation of a GenBank genome assembly
CUGUAUUCCACUGUAACGUUAACUUUUUUCCCAGUGAAACCCUUUCCCUCUCUAUCUCUCUCUCUGAUUGAUCGUCUUCUCCGCUCUUCUGCAUCAGCUGCAAUUCUCCCGCAGAACAACCUCCUUCUCCAGAUGGCUGAAACUACAAAGUAUGUUCCCAUUAAUGGCGGAAAUCUACUCCUAGAACUGAAACCACAUUUCUCACUAAUCAAAACCCAGAGAACCAAGGUUUGUGUGUUCGGGUUCGUCUUUGUUUUCAUUGCUUUCACCAUUUUCCUGGCUUUUAGCCCUUCCCCCAACUCCUCGUCUCCUUGGUUCACCAACAUCUUUUCUUUAACUAGCAGCGCAAACGGCGAUGGAGGCGGCGGCGGGACUGUAUCCGCGCCGACAUACUCCAAUGACACUUCCGGAUCUCAGUUCUCUUCGAUUUUCUCUUAUUUUUUCCCGAAUUCGUCUCAGCAAGUUCAUAACCUUACUGCUCCUCCUCCCUAUAAUCCCCCGGCAUCGCAGAAAAACAGUUCUGAAGUGCUCAAUUUCAUUACAGAUCCAGAAACCUCGAAAAAUCUGACCAAUUCUACUGGUGAUAGUGUUCAAGCAUCGAAGCCGUCGAAUUAUAGCACUGCUUUGAACUCAACGGUUCCAUCUCGGUUGAACAACGAAUCAUCAAGUGUAAACAACCAGACGCGGAGUAAAGCUUCCGAUGAUAGUAAAGCUGGACCUGUGAACUCUAAUCGGACUACAAUUGACGAAAGUCAAAAGCCUCAGGCGAAUCUGACCAUCCCUUCUCUACCAAAGCCCGUUCCCGUUGAUAAAAAUGUGACCGAGAAGGGAGAGAAGGCAAUUUUGGAGAAGAAACACAACAACGGGACAGGUUCUAGUGAGGAUAUGCUGAAAUCGUUGUUGAAUUGCGAUUUCUUUGAUGGGAAUUGGGUUAAGGACGAAUCAUACCCUCUGUACAAGCCAGGCUCUUGUUCUCUCAUUGAUGAGCAAUUCAACUGCUUUAUCAAUGGAAGACCCGAUCAAGAGUACCCUAAAUAUAGAUGGAAACCUAAAGCUUGUACCAUCCCAAGAUUGAAUGCCACUCAUAUGCUGGAGAUGUUGAGAGGGAAGAGAAUAGUGUUUGUUGGCGAUUCUCUGAACAGGAAUAUGUGGGAAUCUCUUGUUUGCAUUCUCAGAAACUCUGUCAAGAAUCAGACUAAAGUUUACGAAGAAUCUGGCAAACAAUAUUUUCGUGGAGAAGCUUCGUACUCUUUUGUGUUUGAAGAGUAUGAGUUCAAAUUGGAAUUCUUUGUAUCUCCAUUCUUGGUUCAAGAAUGGGAAAUACCUGAUGGAAAUGGAAAGAAGAAGGAAACACUCCGUCUUGAUUUAGUUGGGCAUUCUGCUAAUAAAUAUGAAAAUGCAGACAUCAUAGUUUUCAACACUGGCCACUGGUGGACACACGAGAAGACUUCUAAAGGGGAGGAUUAUUACCAAGAAGGUAGUCAUGUGUACCAUGAACUAAAUGUUCUCGAGGCUUUCCGAAAGGCUUUAACUACGUGGGCAAGAUGGGUGGAUGGCCAUAUAAAUCCUGCAAAAACAUUUGUUCUCUUCAGAGGUUAUUCUGCAUCUCAUUUCAGCGGUGGGCAGUGGAAUUCUGGUGGGGCAUGUGACCAUGAAGCGGAACCAAUAAAGAACGAGACGUACCUAACGGCAUACCCACCCAAGAUGGAAGUGUUGGAGAGAGUACUGAAGGGUAUGAAGACUCAAGUCUCUUACCUUAAUGUCACAAGAAUGACAGAUUUCCGGAAGGAUGGCCAUCCAUCAAUGUACAGGAAACAACAUUUGUCCGACGAGGAGCGGAAAUCUCCAAUGUUGUACCAAGAUUGCAGCCAUUGGUGCUUGCCAGGGGUGCCUGACAUCUGGAAUGAAAUCCUUUAUGCAAAAAUUCUGGUCAACCAAUACCAGAAGCAACACCAAACAAAGCCUUAGGUAAAUUUCAUGACAUGAAACACGCCAGAGGUUUUUAUUGUUUAUACAUACCUAAACCUUUACAGAAGGAAAAAAGUGCAUUAGAUUAAAUCCCUUAUUCGAUAAAAUUAUUUACUAGUUUCCAGUCCAUGCACAGGAAAGAUAGAAGAAAAAAACAACCAGAGUAAAAUCCAAGAUGAGUACUUUCAUAACUUAUUCUUCGGGGUCUAUUUUGAGUUCCAAAUUGAGAAAUACUGAAGUGUUCAAGGAACACCCAACACUCAAUGUGUCAUCCAUUUUAGCAUUUAGAAUUGCUGUUUGUGCAUUUUAAGGGGCGCCUAUAUAUAAGGUGGGAUCCACUCAAAAAAGCUAAUGGUCCACUAAAUAGACAACUGUCAAUGCUUGAGUGGGUUGAUUCGAUCAAUAGAUUAUGAUAUGGGGUACUGGAUUUGUAAUUUUUAUUUCACAUCUCUGGUGUGAAUGUUGUAAAUUCUUCUUCCUAUUGUAAGUGUAAUACUUUGAUUAUAAUGCUUAUGAACAGUGAAAACAAUGACAUGCUACUAUAUGUAUUGCAUCAUCUUUGUGCAUUUCUGGAUCGUUCUGUUGAAUACACCAGGCAUAGGCAUUGUCUCAAUUCAUGUUUGUUCAAUUAUUAGUUGACUUUAAC